Messenger RNA from Zalophus californianus (California sea lion), 8313 nucleotides. It is a transcript of the gene MCC, whose product is annotated as MCC regulator of WNT signaling pathway. Gene Ontology annotation, cellular component: cytoplasm. The coding region runs from base 1 to 3060 and encodes 1019 amino acids. The record is from RefSeq and is a predicted model, not a curated record. The transcript has 19 exons. Gene Ontology annotation, molecular function: calcium ion binding. NCBI's taxonomy places the organism in Eukaryota, Metazoa, Chordata, Mammalia, Carnivora, Otariidae. Gene Ontology annotation, biological process: negative regulation of canonical Wnt signaling pathway.
AUGAUGGCGGCUGCGGCGGCGGCGGGGAGCGCCAGCGGCGGUGGCAGCAGCGGCGGCGGCGGCAGCGGCAGCAGCAGCAGCGACACGUCCAGCACCGGCGAGGAGGAGCGGAUGCGGCGCCUCUUCCAGACGUGCGACGGCGACGGGGACGGAUACAUUAGCAGAAAUGACUUGUUGAUGGUCUGUCGCCAAUUGAAUAUGGAAGAGUCUGUGGCUGAGAUCAUGAACCAGUUGGGCGCCGAUGAACAUGGGAAGAUUUCCUUUCAGGAUUUUACACGGUGCCGCAUGCAGCUCGUUCGAGAAAUUAGGAAGGAGGAAGUAGGUCUUUCUGAGAAGUCAGACAACUCCUGUAAAAAGAAGAAGCUGAGGGAUAGAAUUGCCUCCUGGCCUACGAGCAGCGACAACAGUUUGGGUGCCCUAUCAGCAGCCAGGGAGAGCUGGGAGUACGACUCGGGAGCCAGGGACCUCCAGAGCCCGGACUUGCAGAGUCAGUGGGCCCUGCAGAAGCUUCUUGAGUACAGUGGACGCUCUUUGCAUCAGCAGGCUGCUGCCCUCCACAAACUGCUCACACAGUCACGGCAUUUUGGCAGCUCUGUAGGAGGAAGCUAUCUGGAGCUGGCCAACACGCUCCACUUGGCAGCCCUGGCAUCACUCAAGGGAGAUAUAGUGGAACUUAAUAAACGUCUGCAGCAAACGGAGCGGGAACGAGACCUUCUGGAAAAGAAAUUAGCCAAGGCGCAGUGUGAGCAGUCCCACCUCAUGAGAGAACAUGAGGAUGUCCAGGAGCGGACGACGCUUCGGUACGAGGAGCGCAUCACGGAACUCCAUAGCAUCAUUGCUGAGCUCAAUAAGAAGAUAGACCGUUUGCAAGGCACCACCAUCAGGGAGGAAGAUGAGUACUCAGAACUGCGAUCAGAACUCAGCCAGAGUCAGCAUGAGGUCAACGAAGACUCUCGAAGCAUGGACCAAGACCAGACCUCUGUCUCCAUCCCUGAAAACCAGUCCACUAUGGUCACUGCUGACAUGGAUAAUUGCAGUGACCUGAACUCAGAGCUGCAGAGGGUGCUGACGGGGCUGGAGAAUGUCGUCUGCUGCAGGAAGAAGAGCAGCUGUAGCCUCUCCGUGGCCGAGGUGGACAGGCACAUCGAGCAGCUCACCACGGCCAGUGAGCACUGUGACUUGGCCAUCAAGACAGUCGAGGAGAUUGAAGGGGUACUUGGCCGGGACCUGUAUCCCAACCUGGCCGAAGAGCGGUCUCGUUGGGAGAAGGAGCUGGCCGGGCUGAGGGAAGAGAAUGAGAGCCUGACCGCCAUGCUGUGCAGCAAAGAGGAGGAGCUGAACAGGACCAAGGCCACCAUGAACGCCAUCCGGGAGGAGCGGGACCGGCUCCGGAGACGGGUUCGAGAGCUUCAAACGCGACUACAGAGCGUGCAGGCCACAGGGCCCUCCAGCCCUGGCCGCCUCACUUCUGCCAACCGCCCAGUUAACCCCAGCACUGGGGAGCUGAGCACAAGCAGCAGCAGCAAUGACAUUCCCAUUGCCAAGAUUGCUGAGAGGGUGAAGCUAUCGAAGACCAGGUCCGAGUCUUCGUCAUCGGAUCGGCCAGUCCUGGGAUCAGAAAUCAGUAGCAUUGGGGUAUCCAGCAGUGUGGCGGAACACCUGGCCCACUCUCUUCAGGACUGCUCCAACAUCCAGGAGAUCUUCCAAACACUCUACUCACACGGAUCUGCCAUCUCGGAAAGCAAAAUUAGAGAGUUUGAGGUGGAAACAGAACGGUUGAAUAGCCGCAUCGAGCACCUCAAAUCCCAAAAUGACCUCCUGACCAUAACGCUGGAGGAAUGCAAAAGCAACGCCGAGAGGAUGAGCAUGCUGGUGGGAAAGUAUGAGUCCAAUGCCACGGCGCUGCGGCUGGCCCUGCAGUACAGUGAGCAGUGCAUAGAAGCCUACGAACUCCUCCUGGCACUGGCCGAGAGCGAGCAGAGCCUCAUCCUGGGGCAGUUCCGGGCGGCCGGCGUGGGCUCCUCCCCUGGAGACCAGUCAGGGGAUGAAAACAUCACUCAGAUGCUCAAGCGCGCUCACGACUGCCGGAAGACAGCUGAGAAUGCGGCCAAGGCCCUGCUCAUGAAGCUGGACGGCAGCUGCGGGGGCGCCUUUGCUGUGGCCGGCUGCAGCGUGCAGCCCUGGGAGAGCCUGUCCUCCAACAGCCACACCAGCACAACUAGCUCCACGGCCAGCAGCUGUGACACGGAGUUCACCAAAGAAGACGAGCAGAGGCUGAAGGAUUACAUCCAGCAGCUCCGGAAUGACAGGGCCGCAGUCAAGCUGACCAUGCUGGAGCUGGAGAGCAUCCACAUCGACCCCCUCAGCUACGACGUGAAGCCCCGCGGGGACAGCCAGCGGCUGGAUCUGGAAAACGCCGUGCUGAUGCAGGAGCUGAUGGCCAUGAAGGAGGAGAUGGCCGAGCUGAAGGCCCAGCUCUACCUCCUGGAGAAGGAGAAGAAGGCCCUGGAGCUGAAGCUGAGCACGCGGGAGGCCCAGGAGCAGGCCUACCUGGUGCACAUCGAGCACCUGAAGUCCGAGGUGGAGGAACAGAAGGAGCAGUGCACGCGGUCCCUGAGCUCCACCAGCAGCGGCGGCAAGGACAAGCCCGGCAAGGAAUGUGCUGAUGCCGCCUCCCCAGCUCUCUCACUGGCUGAACUAAGGACAACGUGUAGCGACAGUGAGCUGGCUGCCGAGUUCGCCAAUGCCAUCCGUAGAGAAAAGAAGUUAAAGGCCAGAGUUCAAGAGUUAGUGAGUGCCUUGGAAAGACUCACCAAGAGUAGUGAAAUCCGACACCAGCAGUCGGCAGAGUUCGUCAAUGACCUAAAGCGAGCCAACAGCAACCUGGUGGCUGCCUAUGAAAAGGCCAAGAAGAAGCAUCAAAACAAACUGAAGAAGUUGGAGUCUCAGAUGAUGGCCAUGGUGGAGAGACACGAGACCCAAGUGAGGAUGCUCAAGCAAAGAAUAGCUCUGCUGGAGGAGGAGAACUCAAGGCCACACACCAAUGAAACUUCACUUUAAUCGGCACUUGGGCACCAAAGCUCUGCCUGUGGAAGCUGAACCUGAGCAGGUCACCGGGGAGAGAAGGGCCCCGGGAGACAGAGCACCUGGUGGGAGAGACAAAAGGGAAGGCCAGCAGGUAGGUCAGCACCUGCGCAAUGGAGUACCGUGGACUCCACGCCGCGGACGAGUGGCCUGCUGACCCCGAGUGGACUGGAGCCAGAGGGUCCCGUUCCUCCCCGUCUGGACCUGGAGACGGCGUGUAAAGAGCAGGCCUUGCUUCUGCUUCUAGCGCGGGCAGCCCCUCCCCAGCCUGUUCUUUCCAGAGGCUGUGCGUCAGUGGUACCCUUGGCAUUUGUUUUAGAAGACCGUCCGUUCUGUUCUUUUUUUGGUGGUGACCGGAUCUCUGACAUCCCCAGUUUCUUGUCUGUCUUUCUCCUUCAGGGACAAACCCUUGACACAUGUGGGAAUGCGGAGGGGGUGUCUUCAGCUUCUAGAACUGCUGAUUUGCUUACUGCAACCAGGCUUUGGUUUUCGAGACCCACGUACCAGCUCUGAGACGCAGGCUGUCACUCAGAGGUGCUCUGAGAGGCGGAUGACAGGCGAUGGUGCGUAGGGGCCACAGUCCCUGAUACACUCGAAGUUACAGGUAGAGCAACCCCAGGGCUUCGCCCUGUACAGUUCUUUUUGGGAGCAUGAGCACUUCACCUCUCACUGUGGAGGUAGCGCUGGGAAGGGCACUUUCUUUUGACUGGGGUGAUUUUCCCUUCCAGUGGAGCCUUAUUAAAGCCAAGACUUAGAGCUGAGAUGGUUCUGUUGAUACACAGAGUGGAACUAAAAUUUUAUCAGGAGUUUCUUCAAGAGCAGGGGAGCACUGUUAGGACUUUUGCCCACCGGAGGGCUCCACAUAACUGCUGUUGUGCAUGAACCAAAAUUCACCCGUAGGAGUACAUACAUAGCUCUGGACCUGCCUCUAUUUCUCUAAGGGCAAGAGGCAGGACACUGAGUAGAAUGUUUUGCAGGCUGAGCCCGCCUAUUUAAGAGACGGCUACGGAACCAUCAGUUCAAGACUUCGCUCCUGCUCUUAUGAAAGGCAGGGGGUAAAGGAAUGGUCGUUGAGACCUCCUUUUAUCCCGCCCCCCAAAGUGGAGGUUAGUAUACGGUACUUAAACAGGUUAAAUUUCAAGCAAAAUGCUGACAGGGCUGGGCCAGGACCAAAGUACCUGAAUUCUUUCAGGAAGGCCUCCAUCUUAAAUUCAUUAUUCCAUCUCUGUCUUUCACUUCUUCUAUAGUUACCCUACACUGAUACAUUGUAAAGGACCACUUGCCUUUCAUUCUGUAGUACUUUAAGAUCCACCCGAAGUCCCCUGGGAAUUAUAUCCCAAGAGUUCACAGUUUUGCUCAUAACCAGGUCACCACAUUAGAGUUCCAAUGUCCAUGAGCUGAAGAUCUGUUUUCAGACAACCUGAUACAAAUUCUUCAGCUGCCUUUGCACUGGAGAAGGCUACUCCAGCCACCACCUUGGAGGGCAGAGCAGUUCAAGCAGUUCUAUCCCAAAAGCAACCACCCUUCUUUCUUAGGCCAGCAGUAAGGCUGCCCAUCUUCCCAAAAAAGUCACCAAAAACCACAAAAACCACUGCCAGUCUGGAAGGACCAGCUUUUGGCUGGUUUGAUCACUGUGAAAGUGCCCACCGGCUCCUGUUUGUUAUGGAUCUUCCAUUUAGUCAAAGUUGGUUCUUGUGAUUUUUUUUUUUUAAUCAAUUUUUACUCUUUGGAUAAAGUUUCAUUUUGUCAUAAGGAAAAUAUGACUGAAAAAGUUAUAUGCAAAAAAAAAAGUUUAAAAGACAAAAUACUGGUUUUCCCCAUUUUUCAGUUUGCCGAGGGGAAAUAUUUGUGACUGAACAGACAUCAAAACAGCUUUCAUCUUCACCAACACUGAAAAGUAUAGCUGACACAGGAAUAUAAUCCUGUCUGCUGACUUCUGUCUACCAUUCUUGGUCCAGCUUAUAAGAAAACUCACCCUUUUAGCGUCAUGUAACUCUUCCAGACCUAAGAGGUCUCAGCUUCUCCAUUAUAAGCCCCAGUAUUACUGACCCUACCUGGCCUCCUUUCGAAUUUAUGCUUCAACAUAAUACUUUUAAAUAUGUGGUGAUUGGGUGAAAACUAUUUCCCCAGAAAAACUGUUACUUUCAUAAAUGUGUGGAAUAAAAACAAGCAAUUAAAUAGUUGAUUUCCUUUCCUUGUAUUUUUCAAAUACUCCCUAAGACAAGAUCCUUGUUGAAGGUGAACCAACAGGCAUUUGUUUAUGCUAAUUGUGGGGCCCACUAAAAUCACAUUGAUUAAAUAAUUGCAGGUACCUGAAGACUUUUUUUUAUAACUUGAGUUUUUCUUUCUAAAUAGUAGCUGGUUUAUAUUAACCUCUCCAUCAAAGGUAAACAAUGAUACUGAUUAAACUUGUAUGAGGUUAAAAGUCUUCAGACUUCCAUGUUUUUGUUUUCCACUUCCCUCAGUAGUUACCUCUUUUAGGCAGUCAUCUUCUCUGUUCCAACUUCGGCUCUUAGAGAAACAGGCAUGGGAAGAAAGGAUCCAUUUCACAGUUCCCUUGCAGUGUAUUUCCCACUGCUGAAUUAAGGUAAAAAUGAUAGGCAAAAGAGACCGUCUGUAGCUGGAGUAGCAUCAAUGUGUGGGCCUACCAAUUGAUCUGAUGUUCUGCCAAAGCCCGUCUGCACCAGCUACCAAAACUGCUAUGGACUCGCAGGUGGUUAAGAUUCCUCUUGGAGACUUAAUACCGAAAGUUAUUUAUGAUUAAAUAUCUUAAGUGAUCAGUUGAGAUUGAUCAAGCCCUUCCUCCUCUCCUGCUCCAGCCCCAGAGGUACACUAGCUGUUUCAUCAUUGCCAAUGCAGGUAAUUAACUGUUUCAGAUUCACGCUCAUCUACAAGCAUGUCAGCUUUCUGAAGUUAAUAUCCAAGCUGUCCGAAACUGGAAUGUUAGGUUAAUAAAAAAUUAAGUGCCAGUUAAACAUAAUUGCUUAAUUCCCCAUUGAGAUGCUUGCACUUGUUGCUAAGUCUUCCUCUGAGCCUGCAGCAAUACUUUUACAGGGAUCUCAGAGAACUUUAAAUGAGAGCCUUGACAUUCUGACUACUCCAGAAAGGCGACCAAAUUGGAGCCUAUAUGAUUUCUUCUUAAAAACUGUUAAAGUGGGCGCCUGGGUGGCUCAGUUGGUUAAGCGACUGCCUUUGGCUCAGGUCAUGAUCCUGGAGUCCCAGGAUCGAGCCCCACAUCGGGCUCCCUGCUCCACGGGGAGUCUGCUCCUCCCUCUGACCCUCUUCCCUCUCGUGCUGUCUCUCAUUCUCUCUCUCAAAUAAAUAAAAUCUUUAAAAAAAAAAAAACCAAAAACUGUUAAAGUAGUAAAAUCCUUACUAGCCUCAUCCUAAGAAAAACCUGAAACUGUAUGAAAAUCUCCUAGUGCCUACCUGCAUAUCGAUUAUAAUAAAAAAACACCCCAUAGUUUUACCUCAUCUGGACUGGACUAUGCCACUGGCAUGAGUUAGGAACCUCUGUAGUUGCCUGUUCUCUUCUAAAGGUGUUCUACGGCCACUAGUUACCCUGCAAUUAUUUUUAAACUCUGUCAAUUAUCUUAAAGCUCUCGAGAGUUUGGGGUGUCACGUUCAUAUGUUAAGUAGUGAGAAAGACAUCCAGACUACAGAAAACAGCCAAAGGAUCCCUAAAACUUUUAAGCCAUUAGCAGACGCCUAACUGGGAGUUACGUCUCCUCUGUGAAACUAUCUAAAGCGAACAGAUCAUGCUAGGUUUAUAGCCGUUCCUGUAUUUCUAGAUGCAGCAGAGAUAGAACAUUUUUGGAGGCCAAAAGGGAGAGAAUUCUCUGAUGAGUGAAAUUUCUGCACUGAAUUGAAUUAGGGUGCAGUUACAGGGUUGCCGAGGUUUUUUCCUGCAGCUUUGUAGAACCACAGUAUAAAAAAAAACUCCAAAAAAAAGUCAGAGAGCAAAUAUUUUUCUAUUUAUCUAUGUGGAAUGGCCUAUUUGACAAGCAAUGAUACAAACUCUACUUGCUGCCCACCUAUUUCUCACUGAGGUUUAUCCAAAUCCUAUUCUGUUUCAUUGAAACCUUGUAUUUAUGUAGGCCAGGCUGAAAGCUAUGAAUCUGUGGCCUUCUGAAGUUCCCUGUUUCACACCCUUGAAGUUACUUUCUAAUAGAUAUGUGUCUUCAGCUGCCAAGCACUCACUUUUUAGAAUUGGACCCAGAACUACCUAAGUAAUGCUGACUGCUGCCACCGUUAUCAUCACUGAGCACUCGACGGCUGUUAAAAUACAACCAAGCUGAAAAGCAGCUGUACCUGCAUUCUUGUUUUACCAAUUCCUGUAUAGAGGAAGACAGUUUCACAUACAACGGUUGCAUUUUUGACUAAGAGUUAUAUUGGAUAAAUUCUCUAUCACACUGCAUCUGAGUGAGCGCUUGCAUGGGACCAAGACAAGAAAUCAAUCUGCCCCAUAGCAGCAACUGCUAUUGAGUAACUAGAUCCUUGACUAAUAGUGCUUGAUUUUUCCAUAGUCAAGGUUGCUACAAAUCACUCAUCCACUGAUCAUCUGAAAUACCAGCUUAGCAGAAUGAAGAAACAAGCUAUAUACAAAAUUCCCUCACAUUCACACCGAUGACCUACUUUUAGAUAGUGCUUGCUGUACCUUUUACUUUUGCACUUUCUGCAAAUCAAAUCCAUGUGGAAAAUGUUUUGUAGAACUCACAGAAUUCACUAAGAGUACUCGUGUCAACGACUGCCAAGUGAAUGAGAGCCCCUAAUAAUCUGCUUUUGUUUGAACCUAAUGCAAAGAUGACACAUGUUCUUUUCUAUUCCUAAUCAGUUUCUAGACAUAUUAAGACUUACUUUGCAUGAGAUUUAAGUUUCCUAUUAUUUGAAAAUGUGCUUUUAAACCACUUGAAUUAGAAGAACCUGCUUGAAUGUACGGUCAGUUAUUAAAGCACAUGUGACUGAGUUGGCAUUUGUCAGUAUUGUUCUACUGUUUGUACUGAAAGUCUCAUUUUAAAAUUGUCCCUUAACACUGUACUAUACCUUGUAAUUUUUUAGAUUCUUCACUUGUAUGCUUUAAAUGCUUCCAGAUGCCUUUAGUUUUAGCUGCUGUAAAAUAGCUACUUUGUGUUAUUUGAUAUAGAAUUGUUUAAAAAAAACUCCAUUUAUUUAUACAGAGACAUUUAUAAUAUUUUACAAACAUUCUUAUAUUCUGAAUAAAUAUUUCUA